Molecule: messenger RNA, 3947 nt
Organism: Selaginella moellendorffii
Lineage: Eukaryota; Viridiplantae; Streptophyta; Lycopodiopsida; Selaginellales; Selaginellaceae
Product: pentatricopeptide repeat-containing protein At4g35130, chloroplastic
Exons: 3
Coding region: 642-2585 (647 amino acids)
Biological process (GO): RNA modification
Molecular function (GO): RNA binding; protein binding
Source: RefSeq, a predicted model, not a curated record
UCAAAUCAAUUUGGUCUGGCUCAAGAGGGGUAUGGGUAUUCUUCAGAAGCUGAGUCUAGCUUUGUUCAUCAUUGUCUACAUCUCAUUUGUGUUCAUGACAAUAAGCUCUUCAGCAGCCAUGUUCCAAGAUGGGCGUUGUAUACGUUGUGGUAACAAAAAGUGCUGUGGAGGAAGUUCAUGCCGAAGUAGAAUCGGAGGGAUUGGUGAAUGUAUCGAUCCAUGAGGACCUUGGAGAUCUUGCAGAUGACUGAAUUCUCUGUUCUGUGAAGCUCUUCCUCUUCUUUCUUGAGAAGAAGCUAAAUCUCUGGAAUCCAAAGAAAAACUGGAGCUCUACCUUUAAGCCUGAGAGCAGCUUUGGAUCUGAAUCUCGUCCAAACUCAAUCUGCGGUGGCAAAGCUCGAGCAGGAUCAAAGUUUCUUGAAUGUAGAAGAUACUGAAACAAACGCAGCGGCUUCUUCUUGAGAAGAAGCUAAAUCUCUGGGAUCAAAAGAAAACCGUUAAGGCUUUGGAUCUGGAUCUCGUCCAAACUCAAUCUGCGUCGACAGAGCUCGAGGGGGAUGAAAGUUUCUUGAAUAAUAUUUAUGUAACACACAAUGUAGCGGGAACAUUGUAAUGUCAUUUAAUUCAAUGCUGGAAAUGAGAUGUGCUGCGUUACCCAUGCCCGGCCUUUCUUGCUUCCACACCAAACCAGGGAUGCGGAAUAUGCUCCGUUGCUUCGAGCCUGUGGGAAUUCCAGAAGCCUCGCACACGCGAGACAGCUUCACGCCCGGAUUUGGAAGCAAGCGACGACCACAUUUGUUGAUAACUUGAUCGUCGAAAUGUAUGGAAAGUGCAGCGCGAUCGAUGACGCAUGUUUUGUUUUCGAGAGCAUUCGUAAGCGGAAUGUUUUCUCGUGGACAAUGAUGAUUUCCGCAUUUGCCCAAAAUGGGCAUUUUUUAUCUGCGCGUUUGUGCUUCUGGAAAAUGAAUUUGGAGGGCAUAAAACCCGAUCGAAUAGCCUUGAUUGCGACUAUUGAUGCUUUGGCCGAGAUCGCGUCUGCAGCAGACAUUGUGUUGCUUCGAACUUGCGUUCACGAAUUGGGUCUUGCUUCUGAUCUUGUCUUGAAAAAUGCACUGCUCAAUUUAUACAGCAUCUGGCUGAAUCUACAAGAAACAAAAACUAUGUUCGAAAGACUUGAAACCAAAGAUGUUAUCACUUGGACUUGUAUGAUUUCUGCAUAUGCCCGAAAAGGGCAUCCGGGCGCGCUUUUGCUGUUUCGAAGAAUGGAGCUCGAGGGGAUUGUGGCCAACGGAAUCACAUACAUUGCCCUCUGUACAGCCCUUUCAAAGCUCCAUCCGUAUCAUCACAUUCGAAUCAAUCUCUUGGAUCUUGAAACCCGGAUUUCUCGAUCUGGAUUGCUUCCAAUGGUGUGUUGCAGCUUGAUCGAGAUGUACGGGAAUCUUGGCGACAUAGAGAACGCAAUGCGGGUCUUUACAACCUCCCUAGAACAGCACUGCAAUGUGGUUGCUUGGACCGCGGCGAUCAAUGCUCACACACAAAAUGGAAACCUUCGCAAGGCUUUGGAGAUCUUUAGAAGAAUGGAUCUCGAGGGAGUCAGGCCCGACAACGUAGUGUUUCUUGCCCUCUUGGACGCGUGCAUUGCGUUGCAAGAUCUCAGCCAAGGCAAGCUCAUUCAUGAACGGAUUGUGAGAUUGGGGCUUAAUUCGCAUUCUAACCUUGUAAACACACUCAUCAACAUGUACGGAAAGUGUGAUAGAGUUGACAUUGCGAGAGGCAUCUUUGAUAGCCUCGAUAAGAAGUGUGUGGUUUCUUGGACUGCGAUGAUCACUGCCAAUGCUCAAAACGGGCAUCCGCUAGAAGCCUUUCAUCUCUUUUGUAGGAUGUCCUUGGAAGGGAUUCUCCCAACAAAGAUCACUCUCAUCACCCUUCUCGAUGCGAGCUCGCUUCACUCGGACAUUCUCCGCGGCAAGUUGGUCCACGAAUGCAUCGAAGAUCUUGGCCUCGAUCUCGAGGGCGCUUUGGGGAAUGCUCUUGUCAACAUGUAUGGAAAAUGCGGCAACACGAGUAAAGCUCUCUCGAUCUUUGAAUCAAUGCAGUUGAGAGAUGCCUGUGCGUGGAACACAAUGCUUGCCGCAUAUGCCCAGGUCGGUCAUAUUCACUCGGCAUUUGAAAAGCUCCAGGAAAUGGAGCUCCAGGGAGUCCGCGCGACGGAUACCACCUUCAUCAACAUCCUCUCCGCCCUGAGCCAUGCCGGAUCGCUCCACCGCUGCUGCGACUGCCUCAUCUCAAUGAUCCAGGACUACAAUGUUACACCCGCAAGCGAUCACUACCGGUGUAUUGUGGACAUGCUUGCUCGGCUCGGGCAGCUCCAGCACGCAAACGAGCUCAUGGAACUCAUGCCUUUUGAGCCCACUGCCACGGCGUGGAUGUCCCUUCUCGCGGCCUCCAGGGUCCACACCAAAACUUCAUCCGUGGAUCAAGUUUCUUGGGUGGCUGCCGAGCGGGUUUUCGAGCUGGAGCCCAGGAAUGCAUCUCCAUACUUGGCUCUCUCCAACAUCUACAAAUGCAAGCGUGAAAGAAUCUAGUGACUUGAAAGACAAAAACUAUACAUGUAAGUCGAAUCUAAAGCUCGUGGGAUCGAGCACGACGAAACGAGAGCCUGACCGAUUUCAAGUCGUAGAGGACGUGAUAGUUCUGCUGCAUGAUAUUUCCAAUGAUGUUAAUGCCCCCUCGCCCAACAGUUAAGCAUGCAAGGUCGCCAUCGACGGACAUUACGUUCUCCUGGGGUGGCCGGAGCUCCGCGCCGUUAGCAAAGCGGAAGCUGAUCGAGGGGAACCUGUAAUUUUCGUGGCCCGAGGUGUUGAAGCACUUGUCCAAGUGUGGGACACUCACCUGCGGAAGAUCGACCAUGCUGGCGAAGAUUUCCGUCACGUUGUAGGCACCGGUUAGAGAUGUCACUGGGGAGCCCGAGUCGAAGACGGUCCAGCCGGUGUUGGCCUCAGACCCGGCCCACACGUCGUUCACGUAAACGCUGUGGAGAUAGAGAUUAGACUCGACACUAGAGCUGAAGAGGAGUGGCGUGCUCCGCGUGAUCGAAUCGGCCAGCUCAGUGCUGGGGAUGACUGCAGGGAGAGCGCAGCGUCUCCAAAGAAGAGAGGGCUCGUUUCGCCUUGAGAGAGCCCAAAGAUACUAUCCACGUCUCUCACGGUCCCGGCGUCCUGAAUCAAUGCAGUUGAGAGAUGCCUGCAAGACUGGACACUCCGGGAGCUGGAGGCGAGCUUGCCGAAGCACUUGGCUGGAGAUCUCAGCGACGAAACAGGCAUCAACUUCGGACAAUCGUGUUUUCACUCUCAGCCCUGCUCCAAGUCGGGUGCUCGCGUCCUCUUCAGGCUCGCUUUUGCUCGAGUUUGAAGUUGGCACACACAGCGAGCUUGAUCUCGGCAUCACUUGAAGAGCUCCGGUGGAUUGGUCUCGGGCUCGCCCUUGGCUGACAGCGGGAAUGCAAGGGGAUCCAAUAUGUGAUAUUGCUGGCUGUUUUGGAAGAGAUCUUGAUGUUGCUGUUCCAUUCAUACAGGGUGGUAGGCGAGGCAAUCGAGCGCCGCCACGAUGAUCGAUUCCUCCAGUCCUUCUAACUCCAAAGGGGCUUUGCCAAGGACGAAAUGCCGAGCAGCAUGAAUGCGGGGGAUAAUCUCGUCCGGUGGGCGAUCUAACAAAACGCCAUGGAUUUCGCAAACAAAGAAACCCCUGUCAUAUGGUUCAAGUACAUGGUAUGAUUUUUUUAUUACGGGAACCCGGUUGCUGAGAUGAUGGCUAUCAGGUAAGUGUAGAGGUAAACCGUUGUACAAGACCCAGUCGCAGCCGACUUAAUCCAGUGACAAUAUUAGCAAACAUGGCAUAGACAGAAAGGGACUUGGUGGGGACCGGAAAAAAGAUAUUGGCGAAAGUUA